CGUGCGGCAAUUUGAUCGAUAAUAUGAUAAUGAACAAAUGCUUCGAAUAUGAAAUGAAAUGACAAUAUGACCAUUGGCACACCACUGUAGGGAACAAAAAAUUAAUGAAGUGUAUUCAAUGAAGUGCAGAAGAAACGGCGAGCAAAACAAACCCUAAGCUUUUCAUGUGAAGUUGUUAGGUGAAGUGACAUAAACCACGUGGGUGGAUUGUUUAUCUAUGUACUAACACACAUGGUACAACGAUAAAGAACCACUUUGGUUUGAUUUUUGAUUGUAUAGGGAGUUACAGAAUGGAAGAGCUAGCUGAAGAGUUAUACAGGUGUCUUCAUAAAAAGUUUAAUGGAAAUCAUAUUUACAAGAAGUCGAAAUUUGUGAUGCACGUGAAGAAGAACGGCUGCAGGGACGUCCCGGCGGAGGUGCUACGCGACGGCCUGCUGUCGGUGGCCAAGCUGCUGCUCGCGCCGCCCCACACGCUGGCGGUGGCCGCCAGGUUCCCGUACCUGCUGGUGGAGCUGCUGUCGCUGGCCACGCUCGACCUGGAGGAGGGGCUGUCCGCCCCCCAGCGGGACCUGAAGCACCAGCAGGAGCUCGUGGCCCUCGCCAAGCUGUCCCGGGUGCACCCGGACGCCCUCAAGUUUUCACUUCAUUACUUUGAGAUGAGGACCCCGAAGCUAGAGGCGCCUGCGGCCGGGGUGUCCAGCGGGGUGGCGUGGAUCAGCGCGGUGGCACCCCUGGACAUCAUACAGGCCUGCCACCUGUUCCUUCAGUCGGCGCCGUCGCACUUCCGCCGGCUGUGGGACUGGCCGGAGAUAGUGUCGCGCUACCUGCCGCAGGGCUCCAUGCUCACAUGGCUCAGCGUCCAGUGCGCGGCCGCGGUACUCCACAUGAGCGCGGCAGAGAGCGGCCGGUUGGCCGCGCGGCACCUGUCCGCCCGGGAGCAGCGGGACUGCGCGCUCGCCUGCGAGGCCCUGCGCGAGGAGCUGGGGGCGGCCCUAGCCGCGCCCGGCCGCGUCCCGCCGGCGCUGGAGGCUGCGGUGGGCCCAUGCGCGGGGCUGCGCUACGUGGUUCCCGUGGCCGGCGUGCUGCUGCCGGUCCUGCCCGGCCGAGGGGCCGGCGAACUGUUCCUGCACGUGGUGCCGACCACGAGGAGCAACCUGCGCCGCCUGGCGGUGGCCGUCGCCAGCGGGAAGGCGGUGUGUCUGGCGGGCCCCGUCGGCAGCGGCAAGACUGAGCUGGUGGAGCAGCUGGCUCGUCUUACAGGAAGAGACAGCUCCGUUUUCGUGAAACUGCAGAUGAGUGAGGAGAUGGACAGCAAGUUGCUGGUUGGGACGUACACGACCACCAGCACGCUGGGAGAGUUCAAGUGGGCGCCGGGGAUUCUCACCACGGCGCUGACGAAGGGCCAGUGGCUGCUGGUCGAAGACAUCGACCAGGCGAGUCCGGACGUGGCGGCCGUGCUGUCGUCCGUGCUGGAGCAGGGCUCCUUGCUGGUGCCAGGCUGCGCGCAGCCCGUUCAAGCGGCGGCCGGCUUCCACUUGUUCUUCACCCAGAGAAGUAGCAGUCGGCGGUACGCAUCUGUAACAAAUCUUUUGAAGGAGCAGUGGUUGCAAAUAGCCAUUCAUCCCCUCACCAAAAAAGAGCUGUUAACUGUUGUGAAGGCGAAGUUCCCAUUGCUGGAGAAAUGGGCCUCUCGCAUUGUGCGAAUAUACUUGCUGUUCUCCGAUGGGAAUCAUCACUACCGUGAUGGUGAGGCUGAGGAACAAGUGGUUCUAACCAAGUUUCGUAGAAGCCACAAUGCAAGACACAUAUCCACUAGGGACUUGAUGAAGUAUUGCCAGCGCAUUGAAGAGUGUGAAGAACAGGUGCUCUUCAGACAUGCAGUAGACAUAUUUUGCUCUAACAUAGCAGACAAAAAUACAAGAGUGAAGUUGGCUGUUGAAAUAGGAUUCGUCUUGGGUCUGGCAGAAAACAUUUCAUACCAAUUGUGCGUCGAGAGAGUGCCGCACUUUGAAAUGAUGCAGUCGGAGCUUCAGAUUGGUGCCGUGAGCUUGGACGUAUCCCACGUGGCCAUCUCAAGCAGUUGCGGGCGGAGGUUCUCGUGGACGCUGCCGGCGGCGGCGGUGAUGGAGACCAUGGCGUGCAGCGUGCGUGCCGGGGACCCCGUGCUGCUGGUGGGGGAGACGGCCACGGGCAAGACCCUGAUGGUGCAGCAUCUCGCGGAGCUCACCGGCAACAAGGUGGUGGUGGUCAACUUGAGCCAGCAGAGCGACCCGGCGGAUCUCCUGGGCGGGUACAAGCCAGUGAACGUGUUUUGGUCACUGCACAGCGAAUUCGAAGCUCUUCUGGAAUGUUGCUCGGAUCGCAAGACCGCAGGUGUGGUGGCAGCAGCGAGGAAGUUCUUCGCCGCCCGCAACUGGUCGACGUGGCUGUGCCUGCUCUCGAGGAUCAGCUCGUCCGCCCUGCAGCGCCAGGGGAGCCGCGCGGGGCCCGUGCCGGACGGCGCAGCGCAGCUGUCGGAGGCGCGCUGGCUCGCGCUGCACGCCCGGCUGCAGCAGGUGGACAAGCUCGUGAGGAGCAAGAGGCUUCCCUCGCUCAACUUCGUGGAAGGAGUCUUGGUGAAGGCCGUCACCGAGGGACACUGGAUACUGCUGGACGAGAUCAACAUGGCGACGCCGGAGACGCUGCACUGCCUCGGCAGCCUGCUGGAGAGCGGGACCUCGUCCCUGCAGCUGCUGGAGCGGGGGGACCAGGCGUGCGUGGAGCGUCACCCGCGGUUCCGCCUGCUGGGCUGCAUGAACCCCUCCACCGACGUGGGCAAGAGGGAGCUGCCCCAGGGCCUCCGCAGCAGGUUCACAGAAAUAUACGUGGACGAGAUGCUGGAUCCCGUGGCGCUCAUCUCGCUGGUGCAGUGCUACCUGCAGCCGCUGGGCUUCGCCCCGGCCCUGCUGCAGCGGCUGGUCAAGUUCUACCUGUCGCUGCGCUCGGGCGCCAGCGGCCUGGCUGACGGGACCGGCCGCAAGCCCCAUUACAGCCUCCGGACGCUGUGCAGGGCUCUGAGCAUAGCCGCGGAAAACAAGUGCGGGCACGCGAAACAGUCGCUCUUUGAGGGACUGUGCAUUGCUUUCCUCACACAGUUGAGAAGAAGCAGCUACGUUCCUGUCGAGGACAAGAUUCACAGGCUUGUGUUUGGCUCGAAGCAUCCCAAAGGACCGCAAGUGGCGCUACCGAAGCCGAGUGAUGAGCCAGCAGUGCUUGUCGAAGGAUACUGGGUAGCGCAGGGAACACUAAGCAUCACCACACCACAGUCCAAGUACGUGCUGACAGAGACGGUGAGGGCCAACCUGAGGGAGCUGGCGCGGGCCGUGUCGCUGGCCGGCUGCCCUGUGCUUCUGCAGGGCCCCACGUCCGUGGGCAAGACCAGCCUGGUGGCGCACCUCGCCGCCGGCACGGGGAACAGCUGCGUGCGCGUCAACAACCACGAGCACACGGACCUGCAGGAGUACGUGGGCACGCACGCCACGGACGACAGCGGCCAGCUCGUCUUCCAGCACGGUGUGCUGGUGGAAGCCAUGAAGAAAGGUCACUGGCUAAUUCUAGACGAGUUGAACUUGGCUCCCUCGGACGUGCUCGAAGCAUUGAACAGACUGCUGGAUGACAACCGAGAGUUGUACAUCACCGAAACACAGGAGGUUAUCAAAGCUCACAAGAACUUUCGCAUAUUUGCCACACAGAAUCCUCCUGGUGUGUAUGGCGGGAGGAAGGUGCUGUCUCGAGCGUUCAGGAACAGGUUCGUGGAACUGCACUUUGACUCAAUCCCAGCAAGCGAACUGCAGGUGAUCCUGCACGAGUGCUGCAGCGUGCCUCCCAGCUGCUGCCGGAGCCUCGUGUCUGUCAUGAACAAGCUGCAGCUGCUGCGGAGGGGCAGCGCCACCUUCGCGGGCCGGCAGGGCUUCAUGACCCUGCGGGACCUGUUCCGCUGGGCCAGGAGGUACCACGUGGCCCCGGGGUUCGCCACGCCCACCUUCUACGACUGGGACCAGCACAUGGCGGAGGAGGGCUACCUGCUGCUGGCGGGCCGGGUGCGUCGGCCCGAGGAGCGCGCCCAGAUACGGGACGCCGUCCAGCAGGUCUUCAGGCGAGCCGUGCGGCCCGACAGCCUGUUCGACCUGACUGCCGACACAUCGUUGGUGACCCGCCACAUCCUGCAGAAGCUGACGUGUGUGCCUGCGGGGAAGGACCUGGUGUGGACUCGGAGCAUGCGGCAGAUGGCGGUGCUGGUUUGCAAGGCACACCAGUACGACGAGCCGGUGCUGCUGGUCGGAGGGACGGGCUGUGGCAAAACCACCCUCUGCGAGAAGAUGGCCGCCAUCAACGGCCAGCGCUUGUACACCAUCAACUGCCACAUGAACAGCGAAAGUUCAGAUUUUCUCGGAGGUUUGCGUCCGACCCGAGACCGCUCUCAGGACAAGCAGAUGGCGAUGUUUGAGUGGGUGGAUGGCCCUUUGGUUCUGGCGAUGAAAGAGGGAGGCAUGUUCCUCGCAGACGAGAUCUCUCUUGCUGAAGACAGUGUUCUCGAGAGGCUAAACCCGUUACUUGAGCCGGAGCGAGUGCUGCUGCUCUCCGAGAAGGGCUCCAGUGAACCUGGAACAUUGUCGGUGAAGGCCCAUCCUCGGUUCCAGUUUGUCGGCACCAUGAACCCUGGAGGAGACUUCGGCAAGAAGGAGUUGUCGCCCGCUUUGCGCAACAGGUUUACGGAAAUUUGGUGCGAGCCCUUCUCCGAUCGCAAAGACCUGGAGGACAUCAUAUGUUUCUACCUUUGCCUCGAUGCACGGCUGAAGGGUGAAAUGGCGUGGAAUAUUCUGGAGUUCAUAGAGUGGUACAAGUCGGAGCCUCUGGCUUCAAAGGUGACGGUGAGCAUUCGCGACAUCCUCACGUGGGUGAGCUUCAUGAACAGGGCGCUGGAGAGCGGCAGUCUGCCGGCCCACCUGGCCUUCGUGCACGGCGGCAUGAUGACUCUGGUGAACGGGAUGUGCGUGGGAGACACGGGGAGCUUGCGGGUUAUCGAAUCUGAAGACUUCGAAACAAAAGCCUUGCACAAAUUUAAAGAAAUCCUCAAGCUAGAAGCUGACAUUGAAUUAGUUCCCAAGAAGCUUCACAACUUCAUUCAUUCGUCAGACAGAAUGUUUGGCCUGGGUGAUUUUCUAAUAGAAAAAGGUGACGCGGUGGACUGCCGUGCAGAGCGAGCGUUUGUGUUCACGACGCCCCAGACCUGCGAGGCGGCGCUGCACGUGCUGCGCUCCAUGCAGCUGCACAGACCCGUCCUGCUGGAAGGCAGCCCCGGGGUCGGCAAGACCGCCUUGGUCCAGGCCCUCGCCAGCUGCGCCGGCUUCAAGCUGGUCAGGAUAAACCUGUCCGAGCAGACGGAUGUGUCGGACUUGUUCGGCGCUGACUUGCCGGUGGAGGGCGGGGAACCGGGCCAGUUUGCGUGGCAUGACGGACCGUUCCUGCAAGCUCUGAAGGCGGGCGAUUGGAUACUUCUCGACGAGCUUAAUCUUUCCUCCCAGUCAAUACUAGAGGGCCUUAAUGCAUGUCUGGACCACAGAGGAGAAGUGUAUAUUCCAGAACUGGGAAAGACAUUUCACAUCAAGAAAGACUCUACGAGAAUUUUUGCUACCCAGAACCCUAUAGCAGAGGGUGGAGGUCGCAAAGGACUCCCAAAAUCUCUUCUCAAUCGAUUCUUGAAGGUGUACAUCCGGAGACUGCGGCACGACACGUACAGGCACAUCCUGCAGCAGCUGUUCCCCGAGCUGUCCGCGCUGCUGCUGGCCCAGUUCCUGGACUUCGUGCGUCGCCUGCUGGACGACGAGGCGCCGGGGCCCGCGGGCGGCUUCAACCUGCGCGACGCCUGCCGCUGGUGCCGGCUGGUGUCCCGGGACCACCGGGCCCUGGGACCCGUCUCCGCGCUGCCGGGCCCGCCCGACCCCCGCGGGGCCGCCGAGCUCGUCUACUUCGGCCGGAUGCGCUCCGACGACGCUCGCGACAGGGUGAGGGGGCUGUACGACGCCGCGUUCGGGGAGGGGGUUUCCGCCCCAGACUUCCCCGUGCUGCGGGUUGGGAGUGAGGGCCUGCGCGUGGGCGACCACGUGGUGCGUCCCGGCGCGGCGGGGCGUGGCGACGACCACCGCUGCUGCCGCGGGGCGGAGGCAAGGCUCUCCCGCCCUCGUCGCCGGCUGCUGCUGCGGUCCCAGGUUCCCGCGCUGGACGCCCUGCUGAGCUGCGUCACCAUGUCCUGGCACCCCUUGCUGGUUGGUGGUCCUGCUUCUGGCAAAACAAGUGUUGUGCAGUUGAUGGCAGAACUUGUUGGUAUGGAAUUACGGGUGUUGCCAAUGAAUUCUGCAAUGGACACCAUGGAAAUAUUGGGAGGAUUUGAACAAUGGAAUAUACAUCAUCACCUGAGCGACUUGAUAUGCGAAGCUGAUCGCAUUGUUUCCUUCAUAGUGCGGGAGACCAUGGUUGGUCAGAAGAAUGGAAUUGGUGUGAAAGUUUGGGCCCUGGCCAAUGAAUGGUGGUGCAACACCCGGUCUUCCACAGAAGACGGGCGGGCGACUGCGGUGCGGCAGUGCGACGCCACGAGCCAGGUCCUGCGGCGGCUGGUCGCCGAGUGGGAGGCCUGGAACCCCGCGUGCUGCCGCGACCUCGGGGUGGGCGACCUGCUCCGCCGGCUGGAGCAAGUGCGGGCGGAGGCCACGAGGGACGUCUCUGCCGGCGGAGGGAAGUUUGAGUGGGUGGACAGCCUGCUCGUCAAGUGCCUGAAAGACGGGGCUUGGCUGCUGGUGGAGAACGUGAACCUCUGCUCGUCUGCGGUUCUGGACCGCCUGAACGCCCUGUUGGAGCCCGGCGGCACGCUGUCCGUCGACGAGCGCGGCGUGGGGCCCGACAACAAGGUGGUCAGCGUCACGCCGCAUCCCAACUUCCGCGUCUUCUUCACCAUGAACCCCGAGUACGGAGAGGUCUCCAGGGCCAUGAGGAAUCGCUGUGUUGAAAUAUUCAUGAAGCCCAUGUCACAGACGUUGUGUAAACUGGACAGUUUUUCUGUACUGGCGGACUUGGGUCUUCAGUCGCCGUCAGUUUUGUGGAGCAUUCAGCAAGAGAUUGGAUCGUUUGAUAAUUUUGGCCAGCUGACGUGGCUCGCGUACAUGGCCGGUCAGCAAGCGACGCGCGGACUGGACGCGACGCGCGCCCUGAGGGACACGUUGCUGGAGCUGCACGGCGCGGCUCCCGGCCAGACGUCGCGCGGGGAGCUGGAGGGGAGGCUGGCCCCGCUGGUCCGCAGCCCCGGGCCCGUUGCCGAGACCGUCGCGGACUGCGUGGACCUGCGCGCAGCAACGCUCGCGACGGCUGCCCUGAACGACCGGCGUGCCGUGUGCCUGGUGAAGCAGGACUGCGCGCUGCUGGGCGCGCUCCUCGUGGCGCGGCGGCACGGCGUGCCCUUGCUGCCGGGCUUGACCCAGCUCCUCCCCAACGUGAUGGGGGUCGACGUCGCCUGGGUGCAGGAGUGCCAGCCGGCGGAGAUGGCGGCGUUGUUCGUCAUCGCGGCGUUCUUCAGCACCGACGACCGCGACAUGAAGGUGGAGUGGGUGUCCAGGUUGUUCCGGGGGACAGCUAUCGAACACCCUGCCUCGGAGGCCGUCGCCAGCCUCGUUGCCGGAGGUCGCGGUGGGAUGCUGGAUCGUACACUCGAAGAUUCUCUUCACUGGCUUUUGAUGGAAUUGGCAGUCGCCACAUACGAUCAUACGGAUCUUGCGAGUCGGAAACCCAGCGAUGGAACUCUCAGAAUAGUGGAUGCCCCAUCGUAUGCUUGGGUUCUUCAAAAUCAUCCAAUGGUUUCUAAAUGUGGUGAAAUCAUUGAUUUAUUUGAUAAAUACAUGAAGAAAUUACUUCAGUCCGAAAUCGUGAAUCGUGAUCAUGCAGGCAUUUGUGAAGUGGAAAUACUGUUGAAAGCUCUCAUGACAAGGAAUCACUUCUCAGCCGCAGUGUGUACAGUUAUGUAUCGUAUUGAGGAUAACGCAUGGAUGCUUGUCUGGAGUUCUUUGAAGAAGCUUCGUAUCUACUACAAUUGGUUUAGGCAGUAUGCCGUUCAACCAGUUGUUGAUUUCAUUGAUCUCUGGCAAGUGAACGGAGCCAGCGCCGCUGAGCUGCUAGACGGCCUGCCAGACAUAGAGACAGACACCACCAGCGACAGCCUCGCCUCGCUGCAGUGGCACCCUCCCGCCUGGUUCAGUCGAGGCUGGCCGGCCGUGCUGCAGUCCCUCCGGAGAGCGUCAGCUUCACUAAGUUUAUGGGAUGAUAUUACCGACCGUAAAGUUCAUGUACUGAUGGACAAAGAAUACCAAGUAGCUUCGAAGCAUGUUAUCAGUCUAAUCACUGAUUCCAUUGUAGAUAGGAAUCCUUCAAAAGAAGUCGUGGAGGGCGUGCGGCGACUGGUGGAGGCGGCGGGCGGGGAGCGGGCCCCGGGCGACGGUGCCGCCGGCGCCGCCGGCGCCGCCCUGUGGCCGGUCCAGGAACUGCUGUGCGCCAGGCUGUGCUCCCUGCUGAGGAUGGAGCUGCUGAUGGACGCUCGCGGGCACCUGCUCCGCCAGGCGGGCGCCGCCCUCUGCGCCCUGCCCACCGCCCCCCUGCUGCUGAAGGUGCUGGUGCGGGCGCUGGGGAACCCCCACCUGCCCGACGCCCGCUCCCUCCGCGUGGGGUUCGACGUGGCUGCCCUGCUGCUGGACCACGCCAGGGCCUCGCCGGCCCUUUGCUUGUGGCAGCCGGGCGGAGGCGACGCGGGAGAGGCGGCUCCGGCACCUCACCUCCCCGCCCUGGCCGUGCAGUUGAGGCACUUGCUGCAGGGCGGGUCCAGCCGCUUCGCCCUGCCCUCGCUCGGCUCGAGCCAGUCGCACGGCUUGAAGCUGCGCGCCCUGCGCGAGAUGCUCUGGAGGAACAUGGCGUUCUUCACUUCGCCUCGGACAGACGCUUACGCGGUGGAGCGGCAGUGUGUCCUGCUGGCCGUGGGGGGCGUGACCGCCGCGGCCCGGGGGGCGGCGGGGGCGGGCGAGACGGCCGGCCUCAGGGACUGCCUCAGCGAGCUGGACCAGGGGGACGCCCUGUCCUCCGCGGCGGGCUGGGUGGAGUUGGCCGCCGCUCGCCUGGGCAAGGAGCGGAGGGACUGGCAGGCCGUGGGGCUGGCCUGGGUGGGGCUGGGACUCCUGCGGGCCAAGCUCCAGGAGAUGCGCCCCGUGUCCGACUGGGAGAGACGCGAGUCGCUGGCCUCCGCGGCGCGGGAGGUCACGUACUUGUCGAAGCGCCUGUUUGCCCUCGAGUGCUGGAGCCAGGUGAAGAUGUGCAGUAUCCUGUCGUCGUCGAGUCUGCGGCAACACCCUGCGAUACAGGCCAUCAUGAACCAUCUGAGCUCCAGCAAAGCCAAGAAACAAGAACUGGAGGAGACCAUGCCGGAGCGGCCGAGCGAGGAAGAGCUUCAAAAUAUGAGCGAGGCCAGGUCGACGUACCUGACGUCGAUAACGUCCCAUAAAACAAUAGACCGGGUGCUGGAGAAAAUCCUGUGUCGGGCAGAGAACUGUGACAUAGUGGCAGAGCUGGAGCUGGUGCUCGGGUUGAACGAGCGUCACGCCACCCAGCUGAGGAAGUACUCCGACUGGUUCCCCGACUACAUCCACCCGGUGAUGCUCGCCGCCGCGCAGCUCUCUUACGGACUGAGCCUUCUGCGAAGCGUGGAGCGGGAGCGCGCUGCUCCCGAGACGGAGCCAGAUGACGACUACCUGGUGGAUCUGGUCCGCUACCCCCGUCUACAGGAGCAGCGACGGGGCCAUGGUGGACGUGGUCGGCAAUACUUGGACGAAUCGAAGCUGUCCAAGUUGUUGGAGUGCUCUGGGACGCUCUCCAGCGACCUGCGCGGCAGGACUCUGCUCAGGCUCCAUGCUGUGGCCCUGCGCGACGUCCAUAGCGAGGUGGCGCUGAGAGGAGAGCUCGACCCGGACACGUGGCAGUGCGUGCGUGCAGUUUUGAAGCAUGUUGUGGACUUGUGGAGGGGCCAGAGAGUUGAAGCCGAGCGGAAGAAACGAGAGGAAGAGAGUUUGUACACAAGCAGGACGAAGACCCUCUGCGAGAGCGUGAGCGACGACGAGGUGUUCAAGCAGGACUUGCUGCGGUUGUUCCCCAACUCGGAGCUGCAGGACUUCGGGGACCUGCAGUUCGUCCCGGACGCCCGGGAUCCGGCGCCUUCAGGGCAGCCGGCGGUGGACGACGCAGAUGUUGCGCUCGUCACAGAGGAAUAUCUCCACGAGAUACACACCUUGCAUGCACAGAUCGUCAACUACACAGCUUGUAAUUGGCGUGCUGUGUCCGGGAGUACCGAUGAUUCAUCGAAAUUUGAUCAUCUGAAGUCUUGGCUGGAGAGGUGCGAGAUCUUCAACGGCCUGGUGGAAGGUGUUGCUCCGCCGAGAUCCGCGAGCUUGGACAGGGAGCUGUACUCGAGCUACUUGCUGAUGACGUCGGUGGUCUCGGAGCUGGCGGAAGGAGGCACUCUGGGCAGACGCACGUCUGAAGACUUCUACACCGCGUCCAACGUCACAGAGGUUGUGUCCGUCAUCCCGAUCCUCAAGACGCUGAUGCAAGACGUUCAUCGCCUGCUGGCGGAGUGGCCGGAAAACCCCAUCCUUGUGCAGAUACUGACGGUGGCGGAGCGGAUCCUGACGUUCCCCGUGGAGAGCGCGGUGUCGCGCUUCCUCGCGGGCCUGGAACUGCUGCUGCCGCGCGUGGAGGAGUGGGAGGUGAACGCCCACGAGGGCGUGAGCCUGAGCUCCAGCGUGCUGGCCCUCAACGGCCAGAUCCUCGCCUGGAAGAAGCUGGAGCUGGCGUCCUGGCGGGGCCUGCUGUCCGCGGCCGACAAGAGGGCACGGGUGCGAGGCAGCCAGUGGUGGCCGCACAUCUACGAGCUGCUGCACGCUCCGUCCGGCGCUCCGUCCCGGGACGUGUUCCUGGACGUGGUGUGGCGGUUCAUGCACGAGAGCGUGCUGGGGGAGUUUGACACCCGCCUGCAGAUGCUCCUGUGCUUCCACUGCGACGCCGUCGCGAGCCGUCUCGACGAGCAUUUCAUAUUUAUACUCUGGAAUGUGUUCAAGUAUUAUGCCCAGUUCCUUGCUCCAGUGAAGAAAACUAUUGCGGACUUGCGUGCACCAACAGAGAAGAAACUUAAGGACUUGGUAAAAAUAUCCAGUUGGAACUAUUCUAAUGUAGCAGCACUGAAGAAAUCAUUUGAGAAGUCUAAACGUGCCAUCGUUAAACAUGUCAAAGAAUAUGAGGCCGUUCUGAAGCAGCCAGUAUUCCCGGCCGUCACGUUGCCGCAACUGAGUGUAGAGCAGCACUCGAAGACGUUACAAAAGCUCCAAGCCCUGCUGACUGUUGAUACCGAGCUGUAUGUGGCUGUCUCACAUCAGAAAUAUGCAGUUGAUCAGAGCAGUGCGAGCUGCGAGGAACAGUGGUGCAGCAAGUUCAGAGACAUGUGCAGAAACGACAUCCCGGCAAAAGACCACGCAGCUAGGGUCUGUGCCAUUCACGAGUGGUCUGCAGACACGCUUGCUGCGUACGUUCAUCUCUCGCAGCUCCAGGUGGACCGCUCGCUGCCGCUGGAGAAGCAGAGGAGCUGGGCCAAGAGCUCGCUCCAGCAGAGGCGACGGCUGGUGUCCAGCCUGCUGAAGGAGCUGCAGUCGCUGGGGGUGUCGCCGCGGUGGGGGGCGGGCCUCGAGCGCUCCGGCCUCGACCUCAUGUUCCUGCCGGCCGUGGACGCCGCCGCCUCGCUCGGCCGGCUGCCCCGCAGGGCAAUGGACGACCAGCUGGCGGCAAUGUGGGCAGAAAGUGAGCCGAUGUUCCACCAGAAUAUCGCCAGGCUGGGAACGCUCAGGCAAGCCCUGAACAAUCCGUCCAAGGACAUAGAACAUCAUCUGAUUGGCAGGAUGAGAGGCUGCACAUCUCACCUCAUGCACGUCGCAGAGCAGGAGAGAGUGAAGUUUGAAGCCAGCCUGCGAUCGCUGUGCUUGCUGAGGUUCUGCACCUGGCAGCUGACGUGUGUAUGCGAUGCCACGUCGACGACUCCCAGCCACAAGUGCCAGGCGGAGGUGAAGAAAGUCGCGGCGAGGGUGAGCACUCACUUGACUCAGCUCUCGCACGUGUUCGACUCCUACCCGAAGUCGUCCUGCUCGGAGGAAGCCGGCGAGGUCAUGGACGGCUCCAGCGUGUUUCUGCGCCCGCUCCUCGUGUUCGGGACGGGUCCCGCUCCGGCCGCGGAGGAGCUGGCCGCGUGCAGCCGGGCGAAGGCUGCUCUCGACGGGAAGGCGGGCCUCCUCGCGGAGAAGUUGCGGUCGCUGAACCGGAGCGUGGCGUACGAACCACAACUCGCGGAGGUGCGACCAGGUGACGCCGAUCACUACCGGUUCCUACUGUCUCCAGAGACGCAGCGGGACAUCGACGGAUUGCACGAGCAGCUGCUCCAAGUUGGCGAGAUGGUGAAAGAUCUGUGCCGGGGCGAGUGCGGGUGGUUUUCGGAAACGCCUCUCGCCGAGUGCAUGUCGUCUUUCUCCGAGAGCCUGAUCCGGCACGUCGAGAGUGGCGCCACCGCCACGGACGAGCUCCCGGUGAGCGCGCGCACGAGGAAGUCACGAGGAGGUCUGGUGGCGUUCUCCGAGGGGAUAUUGACGAAGGUGCUGGACGGUUUGAGAGACGACGCGUCAGGGGAGCAGGAUGCGGAGAACAUGUUGAAGAUGCUGGAGAGGUUGGACGACGCCCACGAAGCCCUGUGUGUGGACAGAGUGCUCGAAGAUCUCAGCCUGUCGCUGUCUCGUUUCUGGCUUGGCACAGAGCCUUUGCAGGCGGACAAGAUGCGUCUCGGCUCGCUGGUCCCGCUCCUGGAGCAGUUUGCGUGCCUGUGCCAGCUGCUGCUCGUGAUGAGACUGUCCGUGAGCCAGGCCGUCGACGGAGUGCUGGCCACCGUGCUGACCGUCUUCGAGGAGCUCGCUCGCAAGGGGUACCAGAUCCCGGAGGAGCUGAUGCCAGACGAGGACGGCCAAGGGGACGGGCGCACCGGCCAGGGGGGCCUGGGCCUGGGCGACGGGGAGGGCCAGCAGGACGUGUCCGACCGGAUAGAGUCGGAGGACCAGCUGGAGGAGGCCCGGCCCACCGGGGAGGAGCCCCGGGAGGACCCCGACCAGCGGUGUCCCGAGGAAAAUGAAAACGCCAUCGAAAUGUCAGAAGACUUUGGCGGUGAAGUUGGUGAGGCCAAAGAAGCCACGGAUGACGAGGAAGGCCCAGAGAAGUCUGAUGGCGAGAAUGCAGAUGACGAAAUGGGCUCCGCUAGUGACAACGAACAAGACAAGCCUUACUGGGGAAGCGACCAGUCCGGCGACGAAGAGGGCGACGAGGAAGACGGCCGGGGGCAGGAGCAGGGCAAGGAGAAGACGCGGGUCGGCGCGAAGGACGACGAGUCGCCCCAGGACAGGGAGCAGCAGCAGAGGGACGAGGAAGUGGAGGACAUGGACGACGGGGAAGAAGCGCAGGACCAAGUGGAUCCCUACCACGGCAACAUGGAACCCCCGCCGGAGCCAGAGCCCCUGGAGAUGCCGGAAGACCUCCGCCUGGACGACGGAGAGGCCGGCGACGAUCAGAACGGAGAGGAUGAGGCGAACCCCUUCGACAUCGACGAGAUGAAAGAAGUGGAGGGGCAGGACAAGGAUCAGCAGGGGGAGGAGCAGGACUCCCAGGGAGAGGAGAACGAAGGCUCCGAGGAAGCCACAAACGCGAGCGAUGAGGAACACCAGCAGCCGCCCGAGGAGGGGAGCGCGAGAGAGGGCGGAGCGGGAGGCGAGGAGGAGGAGAAGGCAGAUGAAGGAGAGGCAGACCUGGAUGAGGAGCUGGCGGAAAACAGCAAGGAACAGACGAAUGCCGGAGAGGAGGCGAUGGAUGCCGACGGUGGAGCACAAGACCAGGCCACCGCGAACCCGGAGGCCCAGGACGAGGGGGCGCUGGAGGCAGACAGCAGGAACGAGGAGGCGGGGGUGGGGCGGGCGGAGCAAGCCAGCGACAACUCGGGCCACCAAGGGGAGGAGUCCCAGCGACAGGCGACCAGGAGCGACAGUCUGUCGGCAGAUCCUCGGCAGGCGCGGUCCAGGCAGCGGCCCCGCGAGAGCCAGCACAGGACGCUCGGGAGCGCGGAGGAGCCGGUGUCGAAGAGACUGAAGACCAUCGAAGCGGAGGAGCGAGAGGCGGACGAGAGGACGGACGCUGCAGACGAAGGGGACGCCAGCGAAGAGACGGCUGCCCGUCAGGACCAGUUGUACCAACACGUGGACGACGCGGAGCGCGACCAGGACACCCAGGCGCUGGAUGCAGCGACAGAGGAGCAGGCUCGGGAGAGGGAGUGGCGGGACAUGGACCUGGCGGAGGAAGACGAGGCGCCUGAAGAAGAGGCGUGUCCGGAACUGAAAGAUGAAGAGGUUGUAGAAAACCAGCAUCCAAACAGCAAGAGGAAGCAGAAGGCAAACGCGCAGGAGACAUCGCAUGAUCAGGAACAGGAGGCGAACGACAAGACCAAAGUGGCGGGAGAGAUCGUGCCCACGCUGUCUGCAGAGAGAUUCGAGGGUGUGAUAUCGCAGGGCAUGGUGACCUCUUUGGUGUCGGGAGACAGGAGUGUGCCGGAAGAGCAGGCGUCCGAGUUGCGGGAGGUGUUACUGGAGCAACUGGCAUCGUGGACAGAGACGCUGAGCGAUGACGAGGCCAGGAUGGCGUGGGGCGGAAUGUGCUAUCUCACGGGCUCGCUGGCUCAGGAGUUGAGCGAGCAGCUGCGCAUGAUCCUGGAGCCGACUCGAGCUUGCCGGCUCAAGGGCGACUACAAGUCGGGGCGCCGUAUCAACAUGCGCAAGGUGAUACCGUACAUUGCCAGUGGCUUCCGAAAGGAUAAGAUCUGGCUCAGGAGAACGAAGCUCUCCAAGAGAGAAUACCAGAUAUUGCUGGCGAUAGAUGACUCCCAGAGCAUGCGGGACAACCGUUCGAAAGAACUGGCGUUUGAGUCGCUGGCGCUGGUGAGUCAGGCGCUGGUCCUGCUGGAGGCCGGGCGGCUCGGCGUAGUGAGCUUCGGUGAGGAGCCCGUGCUGCUGCACCCCCUCAGCGAGCCCUUCACCGACGCCAGCGGCGCGGGGCUGGUGCAGAGGCUGGAGUUCAAGCAAGCGCGCACGCGGGUGGGCAAGCUGGUGGAGUUUGCGACGUGCGUGUUCGGCACCCAGCAGUCCGCCACGGAGCGCUCCCAGCUGCUGAUCGUCAUCUCGGACGGCCGCGGCGUGGACAGCGAGGGUCCGGACGUCGUGCGCAACGCCAUCCAGCAAGCACAGGAGAACAACAUCUUCAUAGUGUACAUCAUAGUCGACAGCCCUCAGGAGAGCAUAUUGGACGUGUGCUCGGCCGUGUUCGAGGGCUCCCGGCCGCGCCUGACGCCGUACAUGGAGACCUUCCCCUUCCCGUUCUACCUGGUGCUCAAGGACAUCAGCCAGCUGCCGCUCGUGUUGAGCGACGCCCUGCGGCAGUGGUUCGAGCUCGUAGCGAGCAUCGAGGCGUGAGCCGCACUCCUGCCACUCCAACGCUGUAAAUGUUGUAAAUAAAGUGUUUUGGUCUGUU
This is a messenger RNA of Bacillus rossius redtenbacheri, 15717 nucleotides long. Its product is annotated as midasin-like. The record is from RefSeq and is a predicted model, not a curated record. Gene Ontology annotation, biological process: ribosomal large subunit export from nucleus; ribosomal large subunit assembly. Gene Ontology annotation, cellular component: nucleus; preribosome, large subunit precursor. Gene Ontology annotation, molecular function: ATP binding; ATP hydrolysis activity. NCBI's taxonomy places the organism in Eukaryota, Metazoa, Arthropoda, Insecta, Phasmatodea, Bacillidae.